AGCGUGCUGGAUCUCGGCGCUCGCAAUCCGCCGAGUUGGACCUCGAGCCAAGUACCUCCUCUCGCAUCAAAAGUUAACCUUAGCGAUAUCGUAGUUCAUCUCCUCUUUCGCGUUAUUCAUAUCAAGCAUAUUCUCUAUCCAAGAAAUUUCCCACAGCGCACCCACUUCGGCGUAGAUGGUUGUCGGCACACUCGUCACAAACCCGGUGAAAAUGAGGGAGCGAUCGUUCUUCUCGACCUGGGAAGACGGUAGCAUAUGGCGAUAGAGACGGAAGGGAAUGUAAUCCACCUAUUGAGGGCGGGAAGUGGGAAGAUUCUUCAAUACAGGAAACUUCCCGAAGACUUCUUUCUCAGCUUCUGCUUGAAGCUCCGCUCAGUGGACAUCCGUUUCGGGGGUUUCUUCGGUAGUGGUGCGGUUGUUCGAACUUGGAGGGCAGUCGGAGGGUGGAAGAAUUUUAGUUCAAAGUCCCAGUCUUCGGUAAAGAUCGCGGUAUUGCAAGGGAAACACUCACUGUUUGGGAGGGCGGUGGUUAACCCGGAAAGUGAGGUGGUGCUUGCGCGAUGGACUGGGAGUCUGGGAUGAGGUAUCUUGAGUGGAGUUCUUUGAGGAAUGUAUCUUUGCCGUGGUUGAGCGAGAUACCUGUAGUGAAGAAUAGUAGACUAUUGAGAAUAGUCAUUUUA
Hyaloscypha bicolor E is the source of this 680-nucleotide messenger RNA. RefSeq lists its product as uncharacterized. The record is from RefSeq and is a predicted model, not a curated record. Bases 256 to 582 code for a protein of 108 amino acids. The transcript has a single exon. NCBI's taxonomy places the organism in Eukaryota, Fungi, Ascomycota, Leotiomycetes, Helotiales, Hyaloscyphaceae.